Castor canadensis (American beaver) is the source of this 1612-nucleotide messenger RNA. It is a transcript of the gene Gpr171, whose product is annotated as G protein-coupled receptor 171. Gene Ontology annotation, molecular function: G protein-coupled purinergic nucleotide receptor activity. The record is from RefSeq and is a predicted model, not a curated record. NCBI's taxonomy places the organism in Eukaryota, Metazoa, Chordata, Mammalia, Rodentia, Castoridae. Gene Ontology annotation, biological process: G protein-coupled receptor signaling pathway. Gene Ontology annotation, cellular component: membrane.
AGCAACCCUGCCAUGGGGCUGCUGUGUUGGCUGAGCAAGUAGCAACUGCGGCUCUGAGGACCUGGAGCCAGGCCCGCCAGCUGAGGAGACACCAGAUACUCUGGAUUUUUUCUGACCUGAAAUCAUCUUCCUUUUCCUCAAGAUGACAAACAGUUCAUUCCUCUGUCCAGUUUACAGAGACCUGGAGCCAUUUACUUAUUUCUUUUAUUUAGUUUUCCUUGUUGGAAUUAUUGGAAGUUGUUUUGCCACCUGGGCAUUUAUACAGAAAACUACAAACCACAGAUGCGUAAGCAUAUACUUAAUCAAUCUGCUCACGGCUGACUUCCUGCUCACGCUGGCAUUACCAGUGAAGAUUGUGGUUGACCUGGGUGUAGCGCCCUGGAGGCUGAGGAUAUUCCACUGCCAAGUGACAGCAUGCCUCAUCUAUAUCAACAUGUACCUAUCCAUCAUCUUCCUAGCAUUUGUCAGCAUGGACCGCUGUCUACAGUUGACACACAGUUGCAAGAUCUACCGAAUACAAGAACCUGGAUUUGCCAAAAUGAUAUCAGCUGUCGUGUGGCUCAUGGUCCUUGUCAUAAUGGUGCCAAACAUGGUGAUCCCCAUCCAAGACGUCAAAGAAAAGUCAAGCGUGGGUUGCAUGGAGUUUAAAAGGGAGUUUGGAAGGAACUGGCACCUGCUGACAAAUUUUUUAUGUGUAGCAAUAUUUUUAAACUUCUCAGCCAUCAUUUUGAUAUCCAACUGCCUUGUGAUUCGACAGCUGUACAGAAACAAAGACAAUGAAAACUACCCAAACGUGAAGCAUGCUCUCAUCAACAUACUUUUGGUGACUGCAGCCUACGUUGUAUGCUUUGUUCCCUACCACAUCGUCCGAAUCCCAUACACCCUCAGCCAGACAGAAGUCAUAUCUGACUGCCCCACAAGGGUUUCCCUCUUCAAAGCCAAAGAGGCCACACUGCUCCUGGCUGUGUCCAACCUGUGUUUCGAUCCUAUCCUCUAUUAUCACCUCUCAAAAGCAUUCCGCUUAAAAGUCACUGAGACUUUUGCCUCACCGAAAGGGACCAAAGCUCAGAAAGAAAAAUCAAAAUGUGAAAAUGAUGCAUAAAAUAUGAAAUUUUUAUGCUCUCACCCCUUGCCUUACUGUACCAUAAAGCUACCUAGUUUAGUUUUUGUUUGGUUUUGGUGGUACUGGAUUUGAACUCAGGGCCUUGCACCUAGUAGGCAGGUGCUCUACCACUUGAGCCAUGCCCCCAGCCCCUACUGUAAGAGAAAAGAAGAAUCUCAAUAAUAAGAACUACCACAGCUUGCAAACACAGACUGGUUAACACAGACACCCUUUUUUUCUACAAGCCAACUGUGUGCUCUUGGAGUUCAUGGUACUCCUUCACCCAAAUAUUUGUUCAAGAAAACGAAAACUCUUGGUGAAUCAAGGUCAAACUGUAAUAUCCUUGAAAUCAAAGAGAUCCAUGACACAGACUCACAGAAAUUCAUUUGAUGCCUGGAAUUGGCUUCUUAAUGACAACAUGCAAAGUAAACAAUGUGUACACUGCCAGGAAGGCCUCCAGCAACAUUGCUUAAAGGGCUUCAGAUCACCUUCAGAAUGAAAAAAAAAAAA